GCGACAACCUCGAAAUACGGCCCAUUCCACCAUUUGCUGAUGCUUGUUGCGUUGCAGCCGACUGCUGUGCCUAAGCUCCAUCAUGAACUCAAUUACUUUCGACAUUAACGAUGCCCUCAAACAUUACAUGAGCGAUCCCGCAACAAUCUCUACCCCCGAAGCCGAUGUCAACCUCGUCGACUGCGAGAACGAUCCUGAAUCCCUCACAAACUCCCUGAUCAACACAGUACUGAAUCCCAUUGUCGACUCAGUUGCAGAAAGCCCAGAUGCGAUAACAAGAAGCUCGUCAUUUGACUCGUUGCAAUUCUUACUAAAAUCUUCCUCCGUCCUACCCACACAUGCCCUAAGCAAGAUUCUUGAUCUUGUCGUCUCGGGGCUCUCGACGGAAGCCGACAUCAUCCACAACGACCUCGAAUCCGACGAACAAGAACUCAUUUCACACCAUAAGCAGCUGCUGGAGGCCUUUGGGUUCUUAUUACAAUGGACUGUUGCGGCUGUCGAGACGAAAGCGGCGGAGAAAUCGAGUACAGCCCCGGCUGCAAGAGGCAGAGGAAAGGCUGCGAAAGCCAAGAGCACUGGGAAGGAUAAGGAUGGUAACUGGGACUCAUCUGCUCAGUUGCAGACUGCACUCGAUAUCAUGUGCAAGGUUCUUAAAUUGAAACUGUCGAAGAUAUUCCUCACCACUUCCGAAAGAGAUACAUUUAUCAGUCUCUUCACUAGGCCGGUUUACAUGGUUCUGGAAAGCGAGCAGAGGGUCAAGAGUACGGCGAUCCGGAUGCACGCCUUCAAGGUUCUGUGUAUUGCAGUGAAGCAUCACGGUCAUGGAUAUGCUGCCCAGAUUUCCAUUGUCCAGAAUUUGACCUAUUUUGAGCAUCUUGCGGAACCUAUGGCCGAAUUCCUGCACAUUCUCUCCGAACAAUAUGACUACCCACAACUCGCCGACGAGAUCCUCCGAGAAUUGAGCAACAAGGAAUUCAACAGCAAUGAUACUAAAGGACCGAAGUCAGUCUCUUCGUUUAUUGUCAAGCUCUCCGAACUUGCUCCUAGAUUGGUCAUCAAGCAAAUGACAAUGUUAGCAAAGCAACUGGAUAGCGAAUCUUAUGCUUUGCGUUGUGCUCUGAUCGAAGUUUGCGGCAAUUUAAUUGCGGACUUGAGCAAGCAGGAAGAGCGUGGAGACAAUCACAAAUCCCAACUCAAUGCAUUUUUCGAUGUGCUUGAGGAGCGCUUCUUGGAUGUCAACCCGUACUGUCGAUGCCGGACCAUUCAAGUUUACAUUAAACUGUGCGAUUUGGAGCAGAAAUUCCCGAAACGCAGACAAAAGGCCGCCGAAUUGGCAGCCAGGAGUUUGGAGGACAAGAGCAGCAAUGUUCGACGAAAUGCCAUCAAGCUGUUGGGGACUCUGAUCAAGACCCACCCUUUCAGUGUAUUGCAUGGAUCUCAAUUGUCUCAAAAGGAGUGGAAUGCGCGUUUAGAUGCAGUGGACGCCGAGCUGAAUGCUCUAAAGCCUCCUGCGGGCACACCAGGAUUGGUUGAGAGCAAAUCAGAUCAGACAAUAGAUCCAGGAUUGGUGGAUGAUGCCACAGUCAUUGAAUCUAGCUCACCGGAGAAGCCAAUGAGUGACGAGCAGAAGAUUGCUGCAGUUCGAAAGGCUCAAGAGGAUGCCGCCACAUCGGAAGCCAUCAACAAGUUGACUUUGACAAGGAGAUACUAUGUGGAGGCUCUCAAGUUUAUUGAGGUCCUGCAUGGUGCCACCAGCGUCAUCUGUCAGCUUCUUGGAUCGAAGAACAAGAGCGAAGUCAUUGAAGCAAUGGACUAUUUUGAGAUCGGAGAUGCAUAUAAUAUCGAACAGAACAAGCUUGGUAUUCGACGAAUGCUGAGGUUGAUCUGGACGAAGGGAAACAGUGACGAAGGCAAAGGAGUCCAGAAUCAUCUCAUCGAAUGUUACAAACGACUGUUCUUCGAAGCCCCAGAUUCCUACAACACCAACGAUGCAGCAAAUUAUAUUGCUCGAAAUAUGAUCAGUUUGACUUUCGGAGCAACACCUGCCGAGUUAACAUCUCUUGAACAACUCCUCAGUACCAUGAUGAAGGCCAAUCAUAUCACUGAACUUGUCGUCUCAAAGCUAUGGCAAGUCUAUGGGGUUCAAAAGAGAGAAAUUUCGAAGAGUCAGCGACGAGGUGCUAUCAUCGUUCUUGGUAUGCUCGCCACAGCAAAGCCAGAGAUCGUAGUUGGAGAGAUGGAGACUAUGUUGCGGAUUGGUCUGGGUGGUCUUGGACGAUCCGACUUGCAAUUGGCCAAGUACACUUGCAUCGCCCUUCGAAGAAUCAACCCAACUGGACGGCAAGCAAAGGAAACCAAUGUGCAGACUUCCAAACUUCCAAACGACCAUGCGGUUCUGGUGAAACUUGCAGCCAUUAUCGAGAUCGAAUCUGACAACAAGGAAUGGUAUGGUGUGGCUGAGCAAGCUAUUAGUGCCAUUUACACCUUGUCGAACCGCCCGGAUACACUCUGCUCCGAGAUCCUACGAAGAAAGACAAGGCACGUUUUUGCACAACGGACUGCAAAAACACCUGAGCCUGAGCAAGAGGCAACCCAGCUUCAAUCACCACCUCCGGAGCCGACCACAGAAACCGAACCAAAGCUGAAGGGGUCCAUCGCUUUGUCACAACUCCUGUUCAUCGUUGGACAUGUCGCCAUCAAGCAGAUUGUUCAUCUCGAACUUUGCGAGCUCGACUUUAAGCGAAGGAAGGCCGAGUCUGAGAAGAACAAAACGUCAGACAAACCUGAAGACAAGGCUGCAAAGGAAGCUGCUGACGAUCUCGAUAUGAUUGGUGGUACGACCGAAGAUGAUUUUACUGAGGCCAUGACUCACAUUCGUGAACGAGAGCUGCUUUAUGGCGAGAGCUCUCUCCUUGCGAAUUUCGGGCCUUUAGUUUCUGAGAUUUGUUCGAAUAACACUACCUAUCGAGACCGCAACCUUCAAGCAGCUGCAACUCUUUGCUUAGCAAAGCUGAUGUGCGUAAGCUCUGAGUACUGCGAGGCCAAUCUGCCACUUCUUAUCACCAUUCUCGAGCGUUCCAGGGAUCCCAUCACUCGAUCCAACGUCGUUAUCGCGCUUGGAGACAUGGCCGUUUGCUUCAACCACCUUAUCGACGAAAACACGGACUUCUUGUAUCGCCGUCUCAAUGACAAGGACGCCAGCGUGAAGCGAACAUGUCUCAUGACUCUCACCUUCUUGAUUCUCGCCGGACAAGUAAAGGUCAAGGGCCAACUUGGAGAAAUGGCCAAGUGUCUCGAAGACGAGGAUAAACGAAUUGCAGAUCUUAGUCGCAUGUUCUUUACAGAAUUGAGUACGAAAGAUAAUGCGGUGUACAAUCACUUUGUCGAUAUGUUCAGUUUGUUGAGUGCGGAGAAGGAUUUGGAAGAAGAUGCAUUGAAGAGGAUUAUCAAGUUCUUGGCAGGAUUUAUUGAGAAGGAUAAACACGCCAAGCAACUCGCAGAUAAGCUCGCGGCCAGGUUACCUAGAUGCGAGACCGAGAGACAGUGGAACGAUGUUACGUAUGCGCUCAGUUUGCUCCAGCACAAGAAUGAAGAGAUCACGAAGUUGGUUACUGGCGGAUUUAGAGUUGUCCAGGCUAGUGCUUGAGGAAGGAAGUGAGCUGUAUGAUAUAUGAAUAAUGUAGAGUGGAGUUGGACUUGGGUUGGAGGCCCGGCCCUUAGGAAGCGGGUGCUGGCGUUUGUUUGCCUGUUUGUAAUGCAUGAUGAAUUGAAGACUUCAAAUCGCUUAUAAAAUAAAAAUUUGCAAACGG
Molecule: messenger RNA, 3809 nt
Organism: Hyaloscypha bicolor E
Lineage: Eukaryota; Fungi; Ascomycota; Leotiomycetes; Helotiales; Hyaloscyphaceae
Exons: 4
Coding region: 83-3646 (1187 amino acids)
Biological process (GO): mitotic cell cycle; meiotic chromosome condensation; mitotic chromosome condensation
Cellular component (GO): condensed chromosome, centromeric region; nucleus
Molecular function (GO): histone binding
Source: RefSeq, a predicted model, not a curated record